This is a messenger RNA of Ooceraea biroi (clonal raider ant), 1395 nucleotides long. RefSeq lists its product as uncharacterized. Gene Ontology annotation, biological process: sensory perception of smell; detection of chemical stimulus involved in sensory perception of smell. Gene Ontology annotation, molecular function: odorant binding; olfactory receptor activity. Lineage: Eukaryota; Metazoa; Arthropoda; Insecta; Hymenoptera; Formicidae. Gene Ontology annotation, cellular component: plasma membrane. The record is from RefSeq and is a predicted model, not a curated record.
AGCAUUUGUUCAAUCGAUAAAGAAAGAGGGGAUAUGCGCCUCUUUCCUUUUCGCAGUCACAUGUAUUUUGAACGUUGCACUGGCAUGAUCUGUCUCGAAGCGCCGUAUUUUAAUCUGAAUAGAAUUCUUUUGCAAAGUACUGCACUAUGGCCGUUUCAACAAUCAAAACUAGUCCAACUUCAAUUUAUUUUAAUCUCGACAGUUCUCAUGACUGCUAUUAUCUGCCAGAUAACUACAGUUUUUACAUCAAAUGUCACUCCCAAAUUUGCUGUUAAAGUUCUCUCCUCUGUUCUGUUCUUAACCAUGUUGAUGAUAUUUUACAGUUCAUACCGAUUUAACAUCAAAAUACUAAAGGAUUUGAUGGGACAACUGCACUGUGCGUGCACCAAACUAAGAGAUGAAAAUGAAAUCGCUAUAAUACAAAAGUAUGGCAGGACUGCAAAAUAUUAUACAGCUGCAGUUCUUGUAAUUUUCUUUAUUGCGAUCCUUACUUUUUGGACCAUUCAAAUUGUAAUACCUUAUCUCGAUGACGUUACGCCGAUAAACGGAUGCCGACCACAUCGGCUAUACGUAGCUGCUGACUACUUUAUUGAUCAACAAAAAUAUUACUAUGUAAUUUUGCUUCACAUGAAUGCAGCUCUAUUUAUUGGAAUAUUAACAUUAAUAACAACGGGAACACUAAUGAUUGCAUAUCUCCAACAUACAUGCGGAAUGUUCAGAAUUGCUUGGUAUGAAACUGGUUAUCGUAUCGAACACGCGAUGGAGAUUAAUGUACUAAAAGAUAUUAGCAAGUGUAAAAAUUUAAACAGCGAAUUUUCGAUAUCUAAGAAAAUAGUUGAUGCCGUAAAUAUUCAUCGAGAAGCCAUCAAAUUGAGCGAGAAUUUGAUUACCAGAUUUGACACAAUGUACUUUUGUUUAACACUGCUCGCAGUGAUUACAAUGAGUCUUAAUCUUUUUCAAGUUUCUCAGACCAUAACAUUUGAAGAUAAUAUAAUGGAAGCUACAGUUCCUUCUUUAAACCUACUCGUUCUUAUUCUAUACGUAUUUUUUGCCAAUUUGUUUGGACAGAAUGUGAUAGACCACAAUAAUGAAGUAUAUACUGCGGCUUAUCGUCUGAUCUCAAACAUUCUUCUCCUUCUAUUCCAUCUUUCAAAUUAUCGAAUCACUACUUGUAGAUACAGCAUUCGAUGGUACAUGUGUCCUCUACAUGUACAAAAAUUGAUACUAUUGCUUUUGCAAAGAAAGGCCAAAGAAUUUCAGUUAACUUGCGGAGGACUGUUCAUAGCAUCUUUCGACUGUCUGGCAACGAUGGCAAAAGCAACGCUGUCUUAUUUUACUUUCAUGCAUUCCACAAGAAGAUAAGAAAAAAACAUAUCCCUAAAGAUAACUAUAUAU